AUGGACAAUAACAUGAAGGAGCUCUGCGGAAGGGGCAUUUAUAUUAUGACAAAAAUUGAGACAACAGAGGAGAAAUUGACAGACUAUACACGAAUCGCCGUAUCGGCGUCAGACCAUCAUUCACACGCGGUAACCAAUAACAACUCCAAAGAGGACAUUUAA
Messenger RNA from Plasmopara halstedii, 162 nucleotides. RefSeq lists its product as uncharacterized. The coding region runs from base 1 to 162 and encodes 53 amino acids. The transcript has 2 exons. The record is from RefSeq and is a predicted model, not a curated record. NCBI's taxonomy places the organism in Eukaryota, Oomycota, Peronosporomycetes, Peronosporales, Peronosporaceae.